This is a messenger RNA of Pomacea canaliculata, 831 nucleotides long. RefSeq lists its product as uncharacterized. The transcript is spliced from 5 exons. Gene Ontology annotation, cellular component: lysosome; extracellular region. The record is from RefSeq and is a predicted model, not a curated record. NCBI's taxonomy places the organism in Eukaryota, Metazoa, Mollusca, Gastropoda, Architaenioglossa, Ampullariidae. The coding region runs from base 323 to 706 and encodes 127 amino acids. Gene Ontology annotation, biological process: cell-matrix adhesion. Gene Ontology annotation, molecular function: calcium ion binding.
GGCGGCUUUAUCGGCAAGACAGGAGAAGGGAAGGUGAGUACAGAACCAUCGCAAAGAUGGCGCCCUGGGGUUGUACCUGUCAGCCCUCAUCGUGGCUCUGGCUGCUGGUGGUGCUCAGGCCGGUGUGUUCGGUUGCUGUACCCCUAAACGAUGGAAUGCUCAGGUUCGAACCUUGCAACAGUCUGUGCACAUAGCUUCUGGCUCAACAGACUCAAAAGAAUUCCUGCAGGUCAUCAACUAUGAUGGAGAGAAUCAGCGAGUGUCUGUGGCAGCGCGGACCCCGGACAACGUGUUAAUCCGGACAGUUUUCGAUUAUCAGCAGAUGGUAGCUUAUGAAAUCGUUAAUGAGAGUGCUUGCAGCCGCAGCUCCCUUGUGAAACCAUUCCGUUCACUUUGUCUUCCAGAAAACGUGACGACAGUCUAUUUUGCUGGCAUCGGAGGCACACUGGGGGAGAACACAGCUUACUUCACUGACCAUGAGGCCACAGGCUACGUCACCGUUACCCUGGCUGACUGUGCAUUUGUUGCUGAAGCUGUCUACGGUGUUCAGGAUGAAGAUGCUGUGAGCGAAAAUACCCAGUACCUCAAUGAGACCCUCUCUAUCGACGCAGCCUCUUUCCGGAUUCCACCCUCUUGCCCCCAGGGAGAGAAACGGCGAGAAAUUCCUAACAGGCUUGGCAUGCUAAGAAAACUGUUGUCUGCGUGACAUUAGUCUUCACAAGAGUCUGACAAAAUACAUAUUUGGCACUAGUCUUUGCUCGGUUUGUAUAAGACUGUUAAAGUGCUCACAGGAUAUGUAUUGCAAUUAAAGCGUUGAGGAGUGUAAAGUUU